GAACGUUUGUAUCCGCUUUCACCGUCCUGUGCGGAGCCCGGACCGACCUCCCCGACAGGCACAUGUGUUGUGUCUUCUGGCUGAACAUUGCUGCUGCUCUGAUUCAGAUCCUGACGGCAAUCGUGAUGGUUGGCUGGAUUAUGAGUAUAUUCUGGGGGAUGGACAUGGUCAUUCUUGCAAUUUCACAAGGCUACAAGGAACAGGGGAUCCCACAGCAGCUGUAG
This is a messenger RNA of Pelecanus crispus (Dalmatian pelican), 224 nucleotides long. The record is from RefSeq and is a predicted model, not a curated record. Lineage: Eukaryota; Metazoa; Chordata; Aves; Pelecaniformes; Pelecanidae.